This is a messenger RNA of Hippoglossus stenolepis (Pacific halibut), 1449 nucleotides long. RefSeq names its product nudix (nucleoside diphosphate linked moiety X)-type motif 18 (gene nudt18). The record is from RefSeq and is a predicted model, not a curated record. The transcript is spliced from 6 exons. Lineage: Eukaryota; Metazoa; Chordata; Actinopteri; Pleuronectiformes; Pleuronectidae. The coding region runs from base 74 to 1210 and encodes 378 amino acids. Gene Ontology annotation, molecular function: 8-oxo-dGDP phosphatase activity; magnesium ion binding; 8-oxo-GDP phosphatase activity.
AACUAUGAGUCCACUUCCUGUUUAGAUGAGGUGUAGGAUGGGAAACCGGAAGCAGCAGCAGUAGAAUCAGCUGAUGAGCGGAAACCAACUUUGUUGUCAACGUCACGAAGAAAUGGAGGUGACGGAGGAGGGGCGUCGGCAGGUGGAGGAGCAGGUGGAGCAGCUGCUGGCUGGUCAGGGGUCAGAGGUCAGCGGCUGUGACGUUGGUCUGGACCAGAGCAAACCUGCGACUCUGAGGAAGAACGUCACCUACAUCGUCUGCGGGGUCAUCUUCAACGACAAGGAGGAGGUGCUGAUGGUGCAGGAGGCGAAGCAGGACUGUUACAAACUGUGGUACCUUCCUGCAGGGAGGGUGGAGGUGGGGGAGAGUCUGGGGGAGGCACUGAGGAGGGAGGUGAGACAACACACACACACACGUGCGCACGCACACACACACACACGCACGCACACUUGUGUUGAAGCUGUUUGUCUGCAGGUGAAGGAGGAGGCGGGGUUUGAUUGUGAGCCAAUCACGUUGCUGCUGAUCCAGGAGCAGGGACCUCAGUGGAUCCGCUUCAUCUUCCUCGCCAGAGUCACAGGUGGAAACAUCAAGAGUCUGCCAGCAGCAGAUCAGGAGUCUCUUCAGGCGUCCUGGUGGGACAGACAGUCCGUCCUCCCUCUGAGAGGACGAGACAUCCUCCGUCUCAUCGACUGCGGACUCAAGUACCGUCAGGAUCCCUGGCAUCCUGUCACGUUACCGGUGGACCUGAGCUGCCGUCACGUGCUGCAGAGACUCGUCCUCGUCUUCACCAACUCUGACGAGCAGAUCUGGAUCCUGCUCCUCAAAGCCCCAGGGCUCCACCUCCCGACAGCAGCGGCGGUGAAGACCCAUGCCGUGACCUGGGCGGCCAACAUGGUGGUGCAGGAGGCCAUGCCGUCUGCGUACCAUGACCACGACGUCAACACGCUGGGCGUCUUCAGCCUGCAGCACAACGGCCGGCAGCAUGGGAAGACGGACGGCGUUUGCUUCAACACGCUGGUGGCACUGGUGCCCGACCGCGUCCAACGCAACGAGGACGGAGAGAAGGUGGCGUUCAUUCCGGCCGGGCAACCUCCACCUGUAGAAAACCCUCGAUACGUGUGGUUGGAAGUCAGGAAACCAACGCUGAGAGAGAAACUGCUGGAAAAGACCAAAAACACCUCCAUCCUACCUCUGCACAGCCUGUACUGACCACAGGGGGGCAGCAGUGUCAUGUCUGCCCUCUCCUGUGAGUUAACGAGAAGACUCUUAUUGUGAAAAGACCUCUUACUGUUGGCUUUCAGAAAACUUUUAUUCUGAAAGAAAAUAAGGUGUAAUUUUAUUGAGUAGUUGAAUUGUAAAGAAAUUAAAGGUUCAGUGUGACAGAUUCAGGUUAAAGGAUCUACUGUUAGAAACUGAAUAUAAAAGAAUCCUUGUGUGUUUCCUCUAAA